UCACUACGAAGUUAAAAACACGUGACAACGAUGACUCUAGUGAAGCGAUGUGUCAAGUUGGACGUGAUAUGGGUUAUAUGGACACAAUGUUCCCGUUUUCACCACCUGGUGAAAAUAAUAAUAAGCCACCCGCGGUGGAGGAAAUUAGUGAUCGUUUCGGAGCACAAAACUAUCGCCUUACACAAGUGAAACGUAAAAGGGAUGCGAUGAUUUUCGGAGACGAACCUCUAUUCAAAAAACACAAACAUUUUGCUUCUGUUUUGAAGGUUGAUCCUACAACGGAAUUAAAGAUUUCGUUGGCCGAGCCACCGACUACAAACAAUAGACGACCCGUUGGCGUUGUUGUGAGGUCAGCUCCGGUUGAUAUACCUAAAAAACGUUGUAUACAAUUGUUAUAAGAAUCACAUUCUUAAUAUUAUUAAUUAUUAUUUAUUCAUUUUUGAAACUUAAAAAAAUUCCAAAUUUCAUUUUAA
This is a messenger RNA of Acyrthosiphon pisum (pea aphid), 473 nucleotides long. RefSeq lists its product as uncharacterized. The coding region runs from base 48 to 398 and encodes 116 amino acids. The transcript is spliced from 4 exons. The record is from RefSeq and is a predicted model, not a curated record. NCBI's taxonomy places the organism in Eukaryota, Metazoa, Arthropoda, Insecta, Hemiptera, Aphididae.